CGCACCUGGAGACUGCGCUUGGGUAGCUGACGUGACGAGGAGCACUCAGAAACCGGCCACACAGCCACAGCAAACGCAACAUGACCGCCAACUUCUGCGUGUUCUGCCUCUCCUCGCUCCUGCUUUUGAACUCCAUCGGGGCCAAACCGCUCUCCGAGUUACAGAGCAUUAAGGAGCUCCUGGAGGAGGAACAAACGGCGAACGCGCCUUUCAUUGGUCCGGAGGUGUCGGAGUCGGAGUCGGCGUCGGAGUCGGAGCGGGGAGGCGGGACGGCGGAGCGCCGCGCUCUGAGUGGAAGCACCUGGACCGUCGGGGAGAUCAGCGGCGCGCUCGCGGCUAAGGAGAACGCGCUGGAUCGCCUCAUCGGGGACAUCCUGUCCGUGUCCAAACGCAGUCGCUUCAAGAAAGGUGGCCUAAGGAGCUGUUUUGGUGUUAGGCUAGAGCGCAUCGGCUCUUUCAGUGGUCUGGGAUGCUAGAAGCGUCAGGUACAUCCAGUGUAUUAUUUACUCAGCUGACGAGAUGUUAUAUAUACAUAUAACAUCAAUAAUAUGUGCAUUUUUACAUUUAUGCGUUUAUUGUUUCUUGCCUCCUCCCCUCCCUCCUUCCCCUCUCUACAGGAGCGGUUUGUACUGGAACAGGGCACUGAAACUCCUUACUUGAACUCCUCGGGCAGGGCACAUGCCUUUUUUUUUUUUAAAUUUAUUUAUUUAACGUUAUUCUGAAGUAUUGACAUGUUUACAGCUGUGCGCAGAGCAUCGUCUGCUGAGUGUUAUUUAUUCUGUGGUAACUGUGUAGAAUUGUAAAUAUAUUUUUGUUAAUAUCAUCUAAAGCUUUUACUGCUUCUUCUGUGUAUGUAUUUAUUUCUUGUCCAAAUUCAUGUCAUAGAUUGAAAGGUGUGGAAUUAUGAAUAAAUAUUUUGCAUAAUAGCCUAUGUGUGUUGACCGUGUCUAACUCUCACAUACUGUAGCUAUGGGGUGCAGAUGCAAAUGAUGUGGGCCAAAAGGGGGGGUUUGGCAUGUGGCAGGGGGAAAAAGAAAAUCUGUGCAACAUCUGUACAUCUUUAAUAGCCCAAAUAAUUCCGACGUCAAGCAGAUAAUAAUGACAGUUUAAAAAUCUGAAGAAAGAAACCCAACAAAAACCAAAUGGUCAAUGGACAAUAGACUCAUGAUGUAGCCUUCUUAACUGUAGUACCGACAUUACAGGUAGGAAGGCAUUAGACUAUACUGAGCAUACUGCACCUAUAUUAAAAUG
Molecule: messenger RNA, 1251 nt
Organism: Ictalurus furcatus (blue catfish)
Lineage: Eukaryota; Metazoa; Chordata; Actinopteri; Siluriformes; Ictaluridae
Gene: nppal
Product: natriuretic peptide A-like
Exons: 2
Coding region: 81-476 (131 amino acids)
Cellular component (GO): extracellular region
Molecular function (GO): hormone activity; hormone receptor binding
Source: RefSeq, a predicted model, not a curated record